Messenger RNA from Scylla paramamosain (green mud crab), 10851 nucleotides. RefSeq names its product serine/arginine repetitive matrix protein 2-like. Gene Ontology annotation, molecular function: calcium channel regulator activity; GTPase activity; GTP binding. The transcript is spliced from 9 exons. Lineage: Eukaryota; Metazoa; Arthropoda; Malacostraca; Decapoda; Portunidae. The coding region runs from base 410 to 2071 and encodes 553 amino acids. Gene Ontology annotation, cellular component: plasma membrane. The record is from RefSeq and is a predicted model, not a curated record.
GUGGGUGCUGGUGUGUGAUGUAAUGGUGUGAGGUAAGGCGUGAGGUUUUGCGGUGGUGUAGUGGUGUGGUGUGCGUGGUGUAGCGUGGCGCGGCGUGGUGGGUGUGGGAGGUGUGGGCGGGGAGGCACAAGUGAUGGUGGUGGUAGCGGCGCGGACGAGCGAAGCAGCAGCAGCAGCAGCAGCAGCAGCUGUGGCUUGGGCUGGCGUUCAGUGUCACUGGUGAGGUCGUCGUGGGAGCCGCGCGCCAGUGUAGCCGUGGAGAGUGGCGGCACGUGCUGUGUUAGUGGAGUGCGGCAGCCGUGUGAGGCGUCACUGGGCAGCGCGAGGACAGCCGGGGUCUCGCCGCACGCUGCCGGCGCGGGGGAAGGGCUAAGCUCCUCGGGGGUGUUGGUUGGGCGGCCGUGUUUACAUGAUGACGGUGGCGGAGGCGGAGUUGGUGAGGCGGGCCGCGGAAAAGGGACGGAGCGCGUCAUUCUGCGCUCCGUCCCAGCCGCUGUCCACCCUCCACGCCGCCCAUUCCUCCUCGGAUAUCACCAUGGACGCCCGCGCCCAAGCCGCGGCCGCCCUCGUCCAGACGUCGCAGCAGCAGCAGCAACAGCAGGCGUCAUCCAGUCCGCGUUCGAGGCUGAAGGCGUCACACGCCGCCCGCCGCUCACAGUCGUGCCGCGUGCAGGGUUCCAGGCCGCCCCGCGUCCGGCGGCAGGAGUCUCCCCGGAGCUCGGAGCCCAGGUUCGAGUUGGACGCCGACGCCACCGCUGCCUUCACCCACGCCACGCCUGAGGACGCCUCCACCUCGUACAACCCCUUCCUGCGCAAAGUUCCCUCCUGCGGCCGUCUGGUGACGCUGACGCCAGAAUGCGGCAGCGAGGACGCCGACAGCUCGCCGGUGCUCCGCCGCUCGGCCUCCGCCCGCCGCCCCUCCACACGCCCGCCCACAGCCUCGUCUCCCAACCAUUCGCCCACGCCCACGCGUGUCACCCGUCCACCCCAGAACACCCGUCAGUCGGGCAAGAAGGCCCCUGGGCUGGUCAGCCGCGGGUCGCGCCGCAGCGCCACAGGCGGCGGCGGCGGCGCCGCCGCGGGCUUCCUCGACGUGAAGCCCUCGGGCUCCAACGAGGGAAUCGACCCUGAUUCUUACCUUCUGAGGAACUUCUCCACCACCACUAAAGCUUACGGAAGGAGUCCUCGCAUCAUCAAUAGGGGGGACUCGUUUCGCCGGCGCAGGUCAAGGAGUAAUAGUAUUCAGCCCCCCCAUGACCUGCCCCCCAACAGCGGCACGCCCCCCACCAUCACUCCCCUCAACGCCCUGGACCUCAUCUCGCCCCCUCUCACUCCUGACCACAUACUCACCUCCACUACUUCACAGGUGGCCACGCCGGAGUCAGUGGAGGAAGUCGAGCCAGUGUCCAGCUUCCGUAUGGUGAUCUUGGGAGCCGCCGGGGUGGGGAAGACAGCGCUGAUCCACCAGUUCAAGACCUCGGAGUGCAUCAAUGCCUACGACUGCUCCACUAGCAAUGACGAGACGGAACAGUCCAUCUCCAUUCUGCUCAACAACCAGGAGUCUGAAAUUGUGUUCGUCAACAUAUCAACACCUCAGGAGCUUCAGGCGGAGCUGAACCGGCCCAGCCUGCCGGAGGGGUGGCUGCUCAUGUACAGCAUCACAGACAAGGCGUCCUUCCAGCGGUGCAGCGAAGAUCUAACCCGCCUGCACAGCCAGGGCGCGCUGCGGGGCCGUGCCAUCAUCCUGGCCGCCAACAAGUGUGAACUGGUCAGGUCACGUGCUGUCUCUGUUGAUGAUGGCCGAGACUUGGCGUGCAGCUACAAUGCCAAGUUCAUGGAGAUUAGUGUCGGCAUCAACCACAAGUGUGACGACCUCCUGGUGGGCAUCCUCAACCAACUGAGGCUGCGUGGCGAGGCGGAGGCCACAGAGGAGGAGGAAGCACCCAAGGAGAGGAGCUGGACUAGGAACCGCAGCCUGAUGAGGGCGUCAAUGAAGGCCAAGCGAGUCAUCAACAGAAUCAUGGGCAAGACAGAAGCAAAAUACAAAAGCUGUGAGGACUUCCAGAGCUAGUGAGCCCCGAGUCACCCCCCAACCCCCACCUGACACACCACACCCCCCAGGCCUUAUGUACCUUCGCAUUGGGGCAUCCUGCACUGCCCUGCCUCACCCUGCCUGCUGCUGCUGCCCUUCAGUGACCCCAGUGUCUGUAUGUGUGUGUGUGUGUGUGUGUGUGUGUGUGUGUGUGUGUGUGUGUGUGUGUGUGCAUGCAUGCAUGCAUGAAUGAACCUCACAGACUUGAGCAGCUUGGUGUACACAGACUGGCUGGAGGUGUACAUGUCAGAUUCACACACACAUACACACACACACACACACACACACACACUACUUGUAAGACUCACUAGGAUGAUCUGAAGUAAAACAUCUAUUACCUCAGCUUGAAAAUAUAGUAACCGUAGCAAUUUUUUUGUUGUUUUCCCGAGCUUAUUUGUUGAGAUGGCUUAUUAUCAUGUCUCAAUCAGUCUCGUCUAUAAAUAACUGCUAAUUAUGGCUCUAUGUGUCAUUUUGCAGUGAUGGAUGAGGUUUUGUAAGGGUUUUCUAGUCAAUGUGUUAACCUGCUGAUGAUGAUGAUGAUGAUAUAUGUACUAGGAGGGUCUAUGUGAGUGCUUCAGCCCCUCACUCCAUCAGGCACUGUGUUGGUUACCUUACAGGAGCUGUGUUUGUAAAUGUUUCAGUGUUUUAUCUCACUUAACAUGGUCUUGUGGAUGUUGGUGGGGUUCUCAAGAGUGUUUUUCAUGUUCUUGUGAUUGUUUGAUAUGAACUAGUGGAAAAUGGCCUUUAACUUAGGUUUUUCAAGGAUUUUCAUGGUUCUAGUGAGAGUUUAGCAGGCUGUAAUGGAAGUUGUUGUUUUUUUUUUUUUCAAAGGUGUUUUUCAUGAUUCCUGUAAUAGCUUGACAGGAAGCUUGAAGUGGAAGAGACUUUUAAGAGUGGAUAAUUUUUGAUGAGUCUUGUGAUAGUUUAACAAGAUCUAAUAAAAGUGAAGUUUUCAAGGGUGGAUUUUUUUUUUUUUUUUUAUAACUGAUAGUUUAGUAGGUUUAAAUGAAUGAUAUCAAGGUUUUCAUGAUUUUAAUGAUGGCUUAAUUGGCUGUAAUGAAAGGUGUUAAGGUUUUCAAGAGUGUUUGGGUGUUUUUAUGAAUCUUGUGAUAGGUUAGCAGGCUCUAAUAGAAAAAAAAUGGAAGCUUUCAUGGGUGUUUUUUAUGGUUCCAAUGAUAGUUUUGCAGGAUCUCGUGUAAAUGAUUGGGCUUUUAAGGGUGUUUUCAUGGUUCCAGUGAUAGUUUUACAGGCUCUAGUGGGGAAAAAAAAAUGGGGUUUUCAAAGGUGUUUUCAUGGUUUAGCAGGCUCUUGUGGAAACAGUUGGGAAUUUUUCAGGGGUGUUUUCAUGAUUCUAGUGAUAGUUUGAAAAAAAAUACAUACACCAUGAAUAAGAAGAAACAUCCACGAGAACCCAAACAACAUCUAUGUGAUCCGUAAAAGAAAAAAAAAAAAAAAAAAAGUUGUGAUUGGAGACUAAAGCACUUCAAAACACAGCUCCAAAACACACAGUCCCUCAUUACACUUAAGAUUCCGCCUCUCAUCUUCCUUAGCGAGUGACUUAUAAAGCUUAGAGUGCACCAUGAGACUUAAAGUGGCUGGCGAUCUUUCUUGUCUCUCUCAUGUUUCUCUCUCUUGUGUUUACUGGUUCAUUUUCCUACCCCUUCCCCUGGUGUCCCAUUUUCUAUGUUCCUGGCUUAGUGAGAGGGCAAGCAGACAGUAUUAUAUAGUGUGUGUGUGUGUGUGUGUGUGUGUGUGUGUGUGUGUGUGUGUGUGUGUGUGUGUGUAGAUGAUAUUCCAAAACAAGAGCAAUAAGUAUUAAUAAUUCUUCAGUAUUUUGUGUGUAUGAGAGAGAGAGAGAGAGAGAGAGAGAGAGAGAGAGAGAGAGAGAGAGAGAACACUAUUGCUGCUUCAUCUAUUAGUAUCAACAUAUAUACAUACAUACAUACAUAUAUUAUACAUAAAUGAAUGCGUGAUAUAUUCAUGUAGGUGUGUAUUGUGACUUUCCCACGUAUGUGUGUGUGUGUAUACAUGUUUUUGUAUGUACAUGAGUGAUAGAUGCAUUUGUAUUUGUAGUUACCCAGAGAGGAAAGAAAAAAAUAAUCACCACACAACUUAGUACCAAUGUGGGAAGUGAACUGAAAUUAGAGGCAUAUUAUUUUAGAGCAUUUUAUAUGAGAGACAUUUAAACAACUUCACCAUUUUUGUAACUAUAGACAUUUAGCAGUGAAUCAAUUACUAUGAUAUUGUAGUGUAUCAUAGCAACUCUCUUGUCUGCUCCCUGGCCCUCACACAGCAGUACUCAAUGACUGAAAGAAAAUAUAUUCCCUCUCUUGUUUAAAAAGGUCCAUUUCAGCAAAGACGAAGUGAAAUGACUCUUGAACAUGUUUUACUUUAGUUUAACAUAAUGAAUGAAGAAAUUUAUUGUUCAUAUAUUCCCUCUCAUAGUCAUUUAGAGGCAAAACCUAAAUGAACUGUCUAAAUAUUCUCUCAUCAACUUUAAAAGGUCCAUUUCAGCAAAGACUUGAAGUGAAAUGACUGUAAUACACAGUUACUUUAGUUUAACAUAUGAGAGAGAGAAGCAAAUCAUCUAUAUAUUCCUUCUCAUAGACACUGAGAGGCAAAAACUAAAUGACUGUAGCAUAUGACUCACAAAUCAGACUAUUAGUACUUUGCAUGAGUUCCCACAUAUCAAGUAGCAGAAGCAGACCUUUCCAGACACAGGCAUAUCAGACCAGACACAUCUCAAGGGAGGGAUAAAUGAACAAAGCAGGUUUUCUACUCUGCCACUUUUAUCACCAAUGCAGGAUUGACUGAAGACUUCUUUGCAUCAACAUAUCAAAAAAAAACGUUCAAAAUUUUCAUACCCAUAUCAGGAAAGUGAAGGAAGGAAGGGAGCAAGGCAGCCCCACCUCCUCACAUAUCACAGUCACUGAUAUAAAAAUCAACAUUAUUUACACACACACUGACCCCAGAGUUUUGUCCCUUGGUGUUCAAACCCACGAUAGCAGUAUGGAUCAACUGUUUACCACGUUAUACAUCCAUGCAUUCAUAUUCCCCAUGUAUGUGAGGAGUGCUGACUCGUAUCCCAACACGAAUUAUUGUACGAUAGACAAUGUAUAUCUGUAAGUGUUUUUAGCGGCGGUGACGACGGCCUCUGUAUAUACUAAACACAAACCAGGGCUUCCCAAUGUUCGUUAUCGAUGAUGUUCGCUCCAGCGCUCAGCUUAGGAAUUACUACAUAAGUGUCAUACCACAGCACAUAUAACAAGGUCAGUGUUUUGUACACACCACAUCCUUAUUUAUUUGUGGCCAAAAGAAUGCUAGUCAUACGUAUCUGUAGAAAUUUUAUACCGCUUGUAACCUUUAAUUUUUCGUUACAUUUCGUCGUUCCCUGUUCCUCUCUUCCCGACCGUUCCUCCAGCCUCACGAACCAAAUGUUUAGGGAGUUAAGGAUCUCCUGAACCUCACAUAGGCUUGGCAGAUCCCCAGAUGAGCCCAACAUUGCAUAGAGACCCUGAACAUUUGGCAAGUGACAUCGGAGGUGAAUGAUAAUGUUUGCUGGUGACCACAAUGCCUCAAUAAGUCCUGAUUCCUCUUAUCUGAGUAAAGGGACGCAGUGCUAUAGACCAUUAGAUAAUAAUCUUUAAUCUAGAAACUUGUACUGACUUGUAUCAACUUGUACUGAUGAUGCCCAAGGAGGAGUGUAGUGUAAGUGUAGAUGAAUUUAUACUAUGGUGAGUGUGUCGGAACGCUGCCUGUGUAAAUACAAACCCUGGACCCUUGUAGGAACACCAGCGAGUGAUGCUUAGAUUAGCUAAUGUCAUCUCAGGAAUAACCAGAAGAAAAGACAAAGAAAUUGUAGCUGGAAGAAAAGUUAAAAUUAGUGUCUUUUGAACCUUGUCUCUCCCUGAAUCCUUUUCCUUCACUUUCUUCCUUCCUUUCUUGCUUACCAUUUCUCUUCUUUCAUCCCUUCUUCUCCUAACUAAAAAGAUGAGAAUAAGAAAAAUGGUGAAAUGGAUGAAUAUUUGUAGUGAUAUCUGGCUCUCUCAUCCUUUCUUGUAUCUGUAAAGAAAAGGUGAAAAAAGAAGAAAAGCUUGUAAAUUGUAACUUUCUCAUUUUCUUUCUGUACCUUCUCCUUUAGUCCUCUCUUCCCUAUACUAAUUUGUCCUUCCCUCCUUCCUUCCUUCCUUCCUUCAUUCCUUCCUUCCUUCCCCACUUUUCUUCCUUUAGCCUCAUUAUUUUACCUUCCUUUCCUCCUUUCCUUCCCUCUUUUCCUCCCUUUCACUUCAAUGUUUUCCUUUCUUCUUUCCUUCCCAGCUUCCUCCCUUUCUUUCCCUCUUUUCCUUCCUUUCACCUCAUUGUCUCCCUCCUUCCUUUUUUCCUUCCUUCCCUUCUCUCUUUUCCAUCUUUUCACCUAAAUAUUUACCCUCUUUCCCUCCCUCUUUAUUUCCUUUUGUUCUUUCCUUUUCCUCAUCUUCCCCUCCUUCCUUCCCUCCUUAUCUCCCUUUUACCCAGCAUUUCAUCCUUUUCACCUUUCCACUCCUUCCUCUUUUUCCUCCAUUCAGCCUCAUCCCUUCCUGUCCUUUCUUUCCUCGUGGUGAGCCUCUGGUCUUCUGGCGUGGUGAACGAGUCUCUAAGAAUCACAGUGGCCUUCAGGCAAAAGUUAUGUCCCCUUAGCAGCCUGGCGCUCCUCAAUACUGGUGGUGGCUGUCUUGAUAUUCGUCGUCAUCCUCUUCCUCCUCCUCCUCCUCCUCCUCCUCCUCCUCCUCCUCCUCCUCUUUUUCCUUGAAUCAAAUGUCUUAAUGUGCAGUCUUUGUGUGCUUUGUCACAUUACUAUUAUUACUUGUGCUUCAGUGAGGAGGGUGUGUGUGUGUGUGUGUGUGUGUGUGUGUGUGUGUGUGUGUGUGUGUGUGUGUGUGUGUGUGUGUGUGUGUGUGUGUGUCCUAAUAUUUGUCAUCUUUCUCCUCCUCCUCCUCCUCCUCCUUUUUCUUUUUCCAAUGUGCAGCCUUUAUGUAGUUCAGCAAGGAGGGUGUGUGUGUGUGUGUGUGUGUGUGUGUGUGUGUGUGUGUGUGUGUGUGUGUGUGUGUGUGUUUACCUGUUUGUAUUUUUACACCAUUGAAUCAUCAAGCUUGUCUUUUAAUACCAAACUGCAUACAUAAUAUCACAUUUCUCCUUAAACUUAUGUAUGUUGAUUGCACUCAUCACUUCUUUGGGUGUGUAUGUGUGCGUGUAUGUGUGUGUGAGUGCGUAUGUGUGUGGGUGCGCUUGAGUGGAUCUCCCAGAAGCAGCUAUUAAUAUUUCAAACACCUCACAUAAAAAAAAAUCUAGUUUCCCAUCUGUUAAAAUCCUAGUUUUCCGUCAGUCAAAACCCAACACGGCUUCAUUUUCCAAAUUUCACACUCCCAAUCCAGUCAGUCAGUCCAGUUUAGCACAUCUAUCAUACACUAUUUUUCUUCCCACACAGUUCCAUCUCCCUAAUAUCCCACAGGACAUAACACCCAGUCACUCCAGCUAGCAUAUACUGUACUAUUUCCCUUAAAACUCAGUGAACCCCAAGAGAGCAACCUAUACUGUGUGGCUGGCCCUGCAUAGCUCAUCUGUGUUUGAUUUAGUUAGUCCCUGGGAGCAUAUCUAAAGAGUGCUGUGGCCUUUACCCCCACUCUGCCACCAGGGGGAGCCGCAAGCCACCACACAGGAGCCAGAAUAGGAAUCGUGGCUCUAGAGGUGAGAGGUUGUGUUGGUGGUCCUUCCUCUCCCUCCUUCAGUGUGUGGUUCCGGCCCUCUGGUGGUGAAGUGCUGUAAAUAGAACUGUUAGGUAUUUGUAUCAUCCAAAAUACUACUACCAGCUCUCUCCAUAUCAUCUUCCUAUACUGUACUACAUCCCUGUGUCUCUCCUCCCUUCCAUAGCCCCCCUUGAGUGUAAGCAUUGCCCGUAUUGUACUAAGAUGUAUCUCUUAAGGUGUGGUAUGUUACUCUAAGCAGCCCAGGACACUUGCAAAAGAAAUGUUAAUAUACAGUUGUAAGUUUAAGCUUGUCAUGUCCACUUGCUAACGCGGAAAAACGUCGGAUUAGACAAAACAAGCAGGUUUUUUUUUCCCCUGUUAGAUGUGAGGCUGUACAGUUGUGUGUUCCCUUUGGACAGAGGUUCAGUCAGUCCCUCACCUGCCCUUGCUUGUCCUGGCCACCUCAUUUUCGAGUUCCCACGGGUGUCUUGCCUCACCUCACUGACAGGAUACACACACAUUCAAGGCAGUUAACUGAAAAUACACCCUAGAGGAAAAAUAUUAUCUUCAUGUAAUAGAGAUGAAGGAAUUGUUCAAGUUUCCACUUUUCUAUAAGUUUCUAGUCAGUGUACAGGGAAAGUAACUUACAAGAGGAAAAUAAGUAACUGAAAAAAAUCUCACUUCAAAAACAUUUUCACUUGUUGGUCUUUUUGGUGAGUUUGCAUUGACUGAACAAUGAAGGAGAGAGGCACAUAGGCAGGCUUCAUCUGAGAGUGUGUUGUGGCAGUGUAGUGUUGCUUCUCCAUUGCCUUGAGCCUCCCUGCACCAGUCACCAGAUGCUGCUGUCCAUACCAGUGUUCCAGGGGUCAUUUCCUGCCUGAAGCUCAUGGGAAAGUCAGCAGUCAGGGAUGGAAACACACACAGCUUGGGAUGUAACACUUACUGAUCAUAACUGACAUUUAGAAAUAGAAAUGCCAAAAAUGCAAGUAAUGAAUAAUGAAAAAGAUAUAUACUUAAUGAAAAAAUUUGAAUUGCAGUUAAUCAUAAUUUAUGAAUAUUCAAUUUACAAACAAAUAUCAAGUAACAUAACCCACAUGUGAAUCUAAAUAUAACUUAGUCAUGAAUCAUAAAGCACAAUUAUUCAUUUCUAAGUGACACCAUCGGCUGCAGGGAGGGAGGGAGGGAGGGAAAGAGGGACAGGCACUGGUGACAUGAGGCAGGUAGGCACCACACAACGCAGUCAUCUGAUGUCAAGUACCCAGCUGCACUCCUCUCUGCUGCUUGGUGUUGCCCCUCAUCAUGAAGUCCUUUGCCGUUUAGAAUGUCACAUCAUGUUUAGACAGUCAGCAGAUGGGAGGACUUGAGACUGAGAGGAAAUGAAGCAGUGGAAGUGGAUGCAGCAGUUUGGUUGACUUUUAACCAUGCCAGUGUGUUACUUCAGUGCUGCUUGUUGGGGUUUCCAGUCAUAAAGUGAUGAGUAAACAAGUCAUAUUCAAUCCUUCACCUUGAACUGCAUGAACUGAGGACUUGCUCUGGCCAGAUUUUGUAAUUAGUUGAAAAAAAAAUUAGGGCAAACUUUUGAAGGAAGAAAAGUUAUGGAUCUAUUGAAUUUUUACAUAAUUUGUGGAUCUGUCCAAUACUGUGGGAUUGUGAAUACUGUUUAGCAUUAUAUAUAUAUACACCCCAACCCUCCCCACCUUGUAAAAAUAUAAAUGACUUUAUGUACAUAGUGUAAAUGUAUAUAAUAUAACAAAAUAUACAUAAUAUGAAGCUGAUUACCUACUAAUACAUAAUGUGAUAUAUGUAUGUGGUCAGCCGGUGCCAUUUUGAUGUACUUAGUAGAACAAAAACAUGAAAAAUUAAUAUAUUUAAUACAGAAAAAAUAUCAAUACUGAGAAGUAAUUUUUUCUCAGCAAUAAAAAAAACUCAAAGAAUCAUGAAAAAAAAAGAUAAAUAAAUAAAAGAAUACAUUAUUAGGUGCUGAGGAUAAUAAUGACAAUGACUUUGGUGAUUGAUUAUAAUGACUGGCUGACAUAGGCAUGGACAUUUUAGGCCUAAGCAGCCAUCUUCUAUGCCUAUUAACCGAGAAAAAACAUGACCAACCAAUAAGAGAAAAAAAAAACUUGAAGACACAUAAAAUAAGAACUACAAUUUAAAAAAAAGAAAACCUUGGCAAGCUUGAUAAAUAUUGAGAGAAAAUGAGGAAAAUAACUAUGAUUUAUAUAUAACAAGGGAAAAUAUAAUCAAGAUAAAUACUGAGAAAAUUUAGAAAAAAAUAUGAAGAAAAUGUAAUAGGAAACUUUUUUUUUUAGCAUCUUAGGUCACCCACGCUGAUGACCUGCCCUCAAUUAGGGUCAAGCUAAAGGGGUACAGGAUGGUUUGCUGACCUUACUUGAGACCUCCUCCCCCCUUUACCCCCCACAACGACCCCUCCCCUUCAAGUAAUCUUAAUUAUUCUUAGAUCCUAAUAGAAAAUAAGUUCUUUUUGAGUUUUAGCCCAAGAUGUGCCUCUAUAAAUAAUACAUGACUAUUUGAUGUAUUGAUUUCUGUCUCUCACGCUGUCUCAUUAUUAUUAUUAUUAUUAUUAUUAUAUUAUUAUUAUUAUUAUUAUUGUUGUCACGAUUGUUUAUUAUCUAUUAUUGUUAUUUUUUUUUUCUUUCAUUCUAAGACUUUUAGUUUUUUUUUCUAUAUGUUUCUUUAUCGUCCGCUUUUCAUCUUCCCUCUCCCUCUCUUAAUUAUUGUGUUUUUCAUGUGUGUAGGUCGAGUGCUCCUAUUUAUCUAUUUAUUUGUGAACGAGUAAAGCAAGGAAAAAAAUAUAAGAAUUGUUAUUCUCUUCCCUUUUCUUUUUUUUUUUCCUUCCUUAAUUCCGUUUCUGCAUUUUCUUUUCUUGCUUCCUUCCUUUCAUCCUUGUUUCUUUCUGCAUUUCUUUCGGAUAGGUAUGUUUCAAAUCUCUCUCUCUCUCUCUCUCUCUCUCUCUCUCUCUCUCUCUCUCUCUCUCUCUCUCUCUCUCUCUCUCUCUCUCUCUCUCUCUCUCUC